Messenger RNA from Colossoma macropomum (tambaqui), 6001 nucleotides. Its product is annotated as retinoic acid receptor gamma-A-like. The transcript is spliced from 8 exons. Gene Ontology annotation, cellular component: nucleus; transcription regulator complex. Gene Ontology annotation, biological process: retinoic acid receptor signaling pathway; cellular response to corticotropin-releasing hormone stimulus; regulation of transcription by RNA polymerase II. The coding region runs from base 444 to 1916 and encodes 490 amino acids. Gene Ontology annotation, molecular function: zinc ion binding; nuclear glucocorticoid receptor binding; nuclear receptor activity. The record is from RefSeq and is a predicted model, not a curated record. NCBI's taxonomy places the organism in Eukaryota, Metazoa, Chordata, Actinopteri, Characiformes, Serrasalmidae.
GUGGGCUGAGCUUAGACGUGUUGUCUCAACGUGAGUGCAGCUAGCACACACUGUCCUGCUGAACCUCCGUGUGCUGGUUGGAGAAGCUUUUACAUCUAAACCAGGUUUUGGAGACCAGCUGAUCUACAACCAAAGCACUUGGGCAGAAGAGGAGAAGGUAGUCAGUCUGGAGACCCUCAGAGAAGACCUGCAGAAAAAGACGUGAAGAUCCAAAGACUAGAGGAUACGAAAGUGACAGCAGUACCUGAAGAAGUUCUCUGAUGCUUCUCAUAGAAGCUGUUUUCGUUCCCGAAGCAGUUUAUUUCUUUUUCUUUUGGUGCUAAAAGAAGCAGCUCAGCCUUGAGUAGAAGUUUCCUCUGUUGUCCUACUUUCCUGAUUGGUGAGUGACAGCAGCUGAGAGAGACUGUAGAGACCUUGGUUAGCUUGGUUUAGAAGUGGACAUCAUGUUUGACUGCAUGGAGGCUCUAGGAGUUGGUGCAAGGCCUCUCUUUAGCGUGUCCACUCAGGGUUCCUGCAUGCUGCGCAAGGCUAGCUCCUUCUUCUCUGGGCUGGAACCCUUCUCCUGGUCCAACGGCACCAGCGCCAACCUGCAGUCGGUGGAAACUCAAAGUACGAGUUCAGAGGAGAUGGUGCCCAGUUCCCCCUCUCCACCCCCUCCCCCUCGGGUCUACAAGCCUUGCUUUGUGUGCCAGGACAAGUCCUCAGGCUACCACUAUGGAGUCAGCUCCUGUGAAGGAUGCAAGGGUUUCUUUCGCCGCAGUAUCCAGAAGAACAUGGUGUACACCUGUCACAGAGACAAGAACUGCCAGAUCAACAAGGUGACCCGCAACCGCUGCCAGUACUGUCGCUUACAGAAGUGCUUUGAGGUCGGCAUGUCUAAAGAAGCGGUGCGGAAUGACCGGAAUAAGAAGAAGAAGGACGUGAAGGAGGAGGUGGUCUUGCCAGAAAGCUACGAGCUGAGUGGAGAACUGGAAGAGUUGGUCAACAAAGUCAGCAAAGCCCACAGAGAAACCUUCCCUUCACUAUGUCAGCUGGGGAAAUACACUACUAACUCGAGCGCAGAUCACAGGGUGCAGCUGGAUCUGGGUUUGUGGGACAAGUUCAGUGAGCUCUCCACUAAGUGCAUUAUAAAGAUAGUGGAGUUUGCCAAGCGGUUGCCUGGCUUCACCUCCCUCACUAUCGCAGACCAGAUAACCCUGCUCAAAUCUGCCUGCCUCGACAUCCUGAUGUUGCGGAUCUGUACGAGGUACACUCCAGAGCAGGACACCAUGACCUUUUCGGACGGGCUGACUCUUAACCGAACACAGAUGCACAACGCCGGUUUCGGUCCCCUCACUGACCUUGUGUUCGCCUUCGCUGGCCAGCUCCUUCCUCUUGAGAUGGACGACACAGAGACUGGUCUCCUCAGCGCCAUCUGCCUCAUUUGUGGAGACCGCAUGGACUUGGAGGAGCCUCAGAGAGUGGACCGGCUACAGGAGCCUCUGCUGGAAGCAUUAAAGAUCUAUGCCCGAAGAAGACGCCCCAACAAACCACACAUGUUCCCUCGCAUGCUCAUGAAGGUCACCGACCUCCGAGGCAUCAGCACUAAAGGAGCGGAACGAGCCAUCACGUUGAAGAUGGAGAUCCCAGGCCCCAUGCCUCCUCUCAUCCGCGAGAUGCUGGAGAACCCAGAGGUCUACGAGGAGAGCAGCGACUCCGGGGAGAGUGCGGCCGCUGCCCCGCUACCGCCCCCUGCCAUCCAGGCCAUCAAGCGCGAGCGGGAUGAAGAUUCAGCCCCUGAGGAGGAGGACGAUGAAGAGGACGAGUGCGGAGAGGAGGAAAGGGAGAGAGGCGGGGACAGCGAGGAUGAAAGCUGGGGUCUUCUGCAGGGGGACGUGGGCGGGGCCAGGAAGAGCGCAACAGGCAGGGCGCAGUGAUUGGUGGAGACUGUUGGAGGUGUGUAGGAGUGAUUUAUCAUUAAUAAUUUAUGUGGACAGCAAAACACCACAGCAUUGGAACCUUUCUUCUGACAACAUGCCUUCAUACUCGUGCACAUUCAGAUGUACUCUUCAGUUUAUAUGCGUUCCACAUGCAGAUACCACCCCAGAUUCCUUAUGCUCCAGCCAUGCUUGGAGUACAGGCAGCCAUCCCUCCAGACUGGCGUAAUAUAUGGACUGGCUCUGGAAGUUAAUGACAGAACGAUGAGACUGAUAAAGUUCAUUUUGAUCAUGAAUACUGGAGUCUGAAUGAGGUGAAAAGAAGCUGCCAUUCCAUUUUUUACAUAUUUGCGUAUUUGACAAGCACAAUUAAAAAAUGUAGAGAUGCCAAAAAUCUUUAAAGGGCCUGUAUUAUGAAAAUUCUCUUUUUUGAUGAAAGAGUUUAAUGUACUAUGUAAACAUCACUAUGGUAAAACUACAGGACGGUAAUGUGCUUUUUCAAUCCAUUGGUUUUGUAAUUUUACAAAAAACAAUGCAUUUGCAUACACUGUAAAAAAUGGCUCGUCAAAAUUACUUCAUGUGGUGACAAGUAAAUUAAUUAUAUUCAACCUAAAAAAUACUUUGAUUAAGCGAUUCUUUCAAUGAAUGUAAUUUUGGGAGUUGAAUAAAAUUCAAAAUUCGAAGUUCAGUUGCUUUUUUUUUUUUUUUAGGUGGAACUGACAAGCCAUUUUUAACAGUGUACUCUAUAUCCACCUAAUAAGCCCACAGCAGUUUCACAUUAUGUUUCUAAGUGUUUGUGCCCAAGCUGCUUUUUCAGUGAGGCACAGUGCAGGACAGCCAAUCAGAACAGAGCUCAAUUGCAUAUAUCAGUCUUAAAGGCACAGCCUGUUUAAUUCUAAGGGGUGAAAAGAGAGAUUGGAAAAUGGAUUGUUUUUAAUAUGAGAAUAUCUUAAAUGGACUUCUGGGGAAAAACAAAUUAUAAGAAAAAUUCAGGAUAUCAUCCUAAAUAGACAAGUAAGCAACCGAAAACAGUGAAAAACUUCAAUCCAGAUGGUUUGCAUUGCUUUUCAUUUCAUGUAACUUUUUCAGUCUUUGCACAUAUGCAGUUCUAUUUAUUUUUCUAUGCAUAUGCCAACUAUUUCCACCUGUGUUUUUUGCGUCAUAAUUACGAUGUUACUUCGGUUCAUAACUAUAUAUCUUCAACUGGCAACUGGCAAGGCUGCAUUUUAAGCUGAGUUUAGGGCCCCUUAGGGGAUACUGAGGUUGGAGGGAAAUAUUUGAGCAGCAUUCUUUUUCUCCAAAUCAUCACUCAAGUACUUCUUCUUUUCCUUUUGCAAGCUCUUCUGUCCACAUUUAGUUCUGUUCUUUGUCAGAACUGUUUGUCAAGAAGCAAUGUUAGUGUCAGAGCUUGAUUUAAUGAGACAACUACAUCUGGAAAGCAGUUUGUGUUUGAUUAAUUUUUUUAGGAAAGAAAUGCAGGAUUAGUUUGUACUACGGUAUCACUACCAAAGUAACUGAAACUGUCUAGGCGUCAGUUUAAUAUGGUGGUAACUGACCUUUCGCUAAACCCCUCCCCUAAAUACAGACUGACAAAUCGUAGCUUAGCAACUGUAGCAAGACCUGUGCAGAUCUGACAAGGUUUCAGAACUUUAGAGUCAGGGGUGCAAGUCAGAGUUGAGUCUCGAUUCUCUGAUCUGUGAGUCUGAAAUGGGUCUUCAGUCUCUGGGCUACAAAUCUGAGUCUUGAGUUUCUGGUGUGUGAGUCCAAGUCAUGUCUCGAGUCUCUGGAAUGCUACACCGAGUCAAGUCUCUGAGAUACGAAUCCGAUGCAAGUCUGAGUCGAGUCUCAAGUCUCUGCGGUGCAAGUCUGAGUUGAGUCUCUAGUCUUUGAGCUGUGAGUCUGAGUUGAUUCUUCAGUCUCUGAGAUGCAAGUCACCAUUGAGUCUCAAGUCUUUGAGGUGUAAGUCUGACUCGAGUCUCUAGUGUGUGAGUCUGAGCCAAGUCUCUAAUCUCUGGAGUAUGACAGAGAGUCGAGUCUCAAGUCUCUGAGGUGCAAGUUCUAGUAAAGUCUCUGGUAUGUGAGAUUGAGUUAGGUCUUGAGUCUAUGAGGUGCUAGUCCAUGUCAAGUCUUGAGUCUCUGGAGUGCAAAUACGAGUCGAGACUCAAGUCUCCAAGGUGUGAGUCCAAGUAGAGUCUUUAGUUUCUGAGGUGAGAGUCUGAGUCGAGUCUCGAAUCUCUGAGGUGCGAGUCCGAGUUGAGUCUCUAGUCUCUGAGCUGUGACUCAGAGUGAAGUCUCAAGUUUCUAAAGUGCAAGUCCGAGUCAAGUCUUGAGUCUCUUGAGAGCGAGUCCAAGUUAAGUCUCCAGUCUCUAGACAGCAAAACUGAGUACUGAGUCUCUGGAGUGCAAGUGUGAGUGGAGUCUUGAGUCUCUGGAGUGCAACAGGGAGUAGAGUCUCGAGUCUCUGAGGUGCGAAUGCAAAUCAGGACUCGAGAAUCUGAUGUGCAAGUCUGAGUCAAGUCUCAAGUCUCUGAGCUGUGAAUCCAAAUUGAGUCUUUAGUCUCAGAGGUGAGAGUCCAAGUUGAGUCUCGAGUCUCUGGAGUGCGAGUCCAAGUCAAGUCUUGAGUCUCAGAGGUGAGAGUCUGAGUCGAGUCUUGAGUCUCUGGAGUGCAACAGGGAGUAGAGUUUUGGGUCUCUGGAGUGCGAGUCCAAGUCAAGUCUUGAGUCUCAGAGGUAAGAGUCUGAGUCGAGUCUUGAGUCUCUGGAGUGCAACAGGGAGUAGAGUUUUGAGUCUCUGGAGUGCAACAGGGAGUAGAGUUUUGGGUCUCUGGAGUGCGAGUCCAAGUCAAGUCUUGAGUCUCAGAGGUAAGAGUCUGAGUCGAGUCUUGAGUCUCUAGAGUGCAACAGGGAGUAGAGUUUUGAAUCUCUGGAGUGCAACAGGGAGUAGAGUUUUGAGUCUCUGGAGUGCGAGUGCAAGUCAAGUCUUGAGUCUCUGGAGUGCAAGUCCGAGUCGAGACUUGAGUCUCUGAGGUGCGAGUCCAAGUCCAGUCUCCAGUCUCUAGACAGCAAAACCGAGUACUGAGUCUGUGACAUUGGAGUCAAAAUCAAGUCUUGAGUUGUUUUGUUUUCUAUAACAUUAUUUGAAGCUCUGCGAGUUCCAGCAGCAGUUUUUUUUUCUUAAACUGAAAUUUUUCUUGAAGGCUGAAUCGUCUACAUUUGCAAUAGAAAACAGCACAAGUUAACAAACCAAGCUGCAAGGUUUGUCAGACACAGCAACAGUAACCAAGAGGGGAGGGGCUUAGCAGAGGGUCUAUUAAAGUGUGUAAACGGUUCAGUUUUGCAUCAUAAGCGCUCAAACAUUCUUCCAAAGGCGACAUGAUACGUCUGUAGUUCAGGGCAGACCAAACCUUUCACUCAGGGCAACUAUAUACAAGGACCAAAUCAUAUCUGCAUCCAGAUCAGCCAGUCUGGCUGCCACAGUACUCCAAAUUGGACAUUGUUUCAGGCAUGCAUCCAAUACGAGCUCAAAGCUGUAUACACCAGCUAAUACAAUAUUUCUUGCAUAAUUAAAGAACAUUACUAGCUUUGUGCUACAUUUUUGUAUAUUUACUCUGUUAAAAUGCACUUGUAUAAUGAAAAAUCUGAGAGUGCCUUACUGGAUCAUUCCCCAGUUCAGUGUGAUGUCAGUCCAUAAAUCUGUUCUCAUGAGCCAUAAUCAUAAUCGUAAGCAUUAUGAAAGCUUCAUACCUCUUUAUAGUGUUGGAUGGACAUGCAGUACAUAUAAAUACACGCAAAGCUCUUCUUUAUUUUGCUCUUCUGGUGCUGAAGUAGAUUAUGCAAGAAUGCAGUACAGAAUGUAAUGCAUAUCCUUAAUGGGACAUAGCCAUAAGGUUUGACAUCUUAUAGGGCUUGUGUACAUGUUUGCGUUUGUGUGUUGCAUGUUUAACUUGUGUGUGUGUGCACUAUUUUUUAUGUUAAUGCUUAAAAUUUGUCCCUACUGAUUUGUAUAUUGUAUGACUUCUAUCUGUUUUCUGCAGUGUUUUCAUUACGGUCUUCUUUACAAUACAAAAGUAUUGAGAUUUUUGCUA